Messenger RNA from Micromonas pusilla CCMP1545, 873 nucleotides. RefSeq lists its product as uncharacterized. Bases 1 to 873 code for a protein of 290 amino acids. NCBI's taxonomy places the organism in Eukaryota, Viridiplantae, Chlorophyta, Mamiellophyceae, Mamiellales, Mamiellaceae. The record is from RefSeq and is a predicted model, not a curated record. The transcript is spliced from 2 exons.
AUGCGCGCUCACGCGACGCCGCCUCGCGCGCGCGCGUCGCCGUCGCCGUCGCCGCGCGCGUCGCGGACGAUCGCGCGAUGGACCGACGCGUCGCCGCGAUCCGUCUCGCGCGGAGCGACGACGGUCGACGACGACGACGACGUCGCGCGGAUGAAAAGACGCGCACGCCGUGGUCCUCCUCGUCCAGCGCCCGCGCUCGCGCUCGCGCGCCGCCUCCGCGCGUCGAGGCCGAGGCCGACGCCCCCGCGCUCGGUCUCCAUCGCGUCCCCCGCGCCGACGCCGGGGAUCGAACCGCCGCCGACGACCUCGGACGGCGCGGUGAUCCUGCGCCGCGGCGCGAAGACCGCGGAGCUCCCGAACGGGAUGACAGUCCACUACGUCUCGCCUCCGGACGUGCAAUUCUUGUACGACGAGAUCUUCGCGGAGUCGUGUUACCUGAAGCACGGCGUGACGCUGCGGUCCACGGACGCGGUCAUCGACGUCGGGGGGAACAUCGGGAUGUUCGCCAUGUUCGCCGCGCGGAAAUGCACGCGCGGGAAAGUGAUCACUCUCGAGCCGAUCCCUCCGACGUACGCGGCGCUGUCGAAGAACUUGCGAACGAACCUGUGCGCGCCGGGCGCGGACGCCGCGUGCCAGGAGACCAUCGACUCGGAGCUGAGCUGCGACUUGUCCCCGGAGCUCCUCGGCGGGUUGAACGACGAGGACUUCGGGUACGUGUUCGGGAGGCAGCUCCGCGGGAAAGAAGACGGCGCGGAGCUGCGAUCGGCGGACCCGGACGUCGACUUCUCGUACGAAGAGCUCGCGGACGAGGCGCGUUCUGAUUCACAAUGGUUCCCAUACGACCGCGUUCGCGUGGUGAACGCCGAUCCUUAA